AUGGCCACCACAGCUACUUUUCCCCCCUCCUCCUCCUCCGGCCACUCGGCUCCCAACGCCCUCCAAGAGCUCGCCGCCUCCCAACAAGACGGCAAAGUCCAUCUCCUCCUCGCCGCCUCCGGCUCCGUAGCCACCAUCAAGAUCCCCAAUAUCAUCCACACUCUCCUGACCACCCACUCUCCCAACCGCCUCUCCAUCCGCCUCGUCCUCACCAGCUCCGCACGCAACUUCCUCGCAGGCCAGUCCGCCGAACAACCCCCUCUCUCCUCCCUCCUCUCCCUCCCUGGCCUGGACGCCAUCUACACCGACGAGGACGAGUGGGGCCGCGGCGACACCAUCGGCCCAGAGGGCGUCUGGACCCGCGGCGCCGGCGUGCUGCACAUCGAGCUCCGCCGCUGGGCACACCUGCUCGCCGUGGUCCCUCUGUCCGCCAACACGCUGGCCAAGCUGGUCAGCGGGCUGUGCGACAACCUGCUCACGAGCGUAGUGAGGGCUUGGGAUGCCGAUGGGCGCAUCGAUGGCCGCCGGAAGAGGAUCCUCGUGGCGCCUGCUAUGAAUACUGCCAUGUGGCUCCAUCCCUUGACGGCCAAGCAGAUCCGUGUGCUCAGCGAGGACUGGGGCGUCAAGGAGGCCGAGGACGGGACGAUCGAGUCUGGCUGGUUCGAGGUGCUCAGACCGCAAGAGAAGUCGCUUGCCUGUGGCGACGUCGGGGACGGUGCAAUGAAGGAGUGGACAGAGGUGGUUAAGAUCAUCGAGGCGAGGUUGGAACUGGCCUCUACUGGCGAGGGUCCUCGAUGA
Molecule: messenger RNA, 798 nt
Organism: Cryphonectria parasitica EP155
Lineage: Eukaryota; Fungi; Ascomycota; Sordariomycetes; Diaporthales; Cryphonectriaceae
Product: flavo protein
Exons: 2
Coding region: 1-798 (265 amino acids)
Biological process (GO): coenzyme A biosynthetic process
Cellular component (GO): phosphopantothenoylcysteine decarboxylase complex
Molecular function (GO): FMN binding; phosphopantothenoylcysteine decarboxylase activity
Source: RefSeq, a predicted model, not a curated record